AUGUCACUCUCCUCCAAAGCCAUCCUCGUCACCGGCUCCGCCAGCGGCCUCGGCCUCACCAUUGCCAAGUCUCUCCUCGCCCGCGGCGCCCUCGUCACCAUCUGCGACGUCAACCCCUCCCGCCUCACCGCCGCCAAGGCAGACCUCUCCGCCACCUACUCUCCUUCCCACCUCCUCGCCCUCGAGGCCGACGUCGCCGACGAGGACUCCGUCAAGAACCUCGUCGAGCAGUCCGUCGCCCGCUUCGGCCGCCUCGACAUCGUCGUCAACAACGCCGGCAUCAUGGACAAGUUCGAUCCCGCGGGCGACUGCGACAGGAACAUGUGGGACAGCAUCCUCGCCGUCAACCUCACGGGGGCCUUCCUCGUCACAAAGUACGCUCUACCCUAUUUGUUGCAGGCCCCGCAGCCGCCCAGCGGCCGCCUCAUCGUCAACAUUGGUUCCGUGGCCUCCCUCUCCGGCCUCACAGCGGGCGUCGCCUAUACCGCGUCCAAGCACGGGCUCGUCGCCCUGGCCAAGCACACGGCGGGCUUCUAUGGCGCCAAAGGCGUCUAUUCGGUUGCGCUGAUGCCGGGUGGCAUGAACGAGACCAAUAUUAGUGAUGCGUUUGCUGCCGGCAUGAACGUCGAGGGCUUCAAGGCUGUCAAGGAGGCGCACCCCAAGAUGAACAACGUGCCCGUCGACCAUGUGGCGAGAUACGUUGCGUUUCUGUGCGAAGACGGCAUCGGCCAGAGCGCCAACGGAAGCUGUAUCCCUCUGACUGGUAACUGGCCCGAGGCCUAG
Molecule: messenger RNA, 783 nt
Organism: Trichoderma citrinoviride
Lineage: Eukaryota; Fungi; Ascomycota; Sordariomycetes; Hypocreales; Hypocreaceae
Product: NAD(P)-binding protein
Exons: 1
Coding region: 1-783 (260 amino acids)
Molecular function (GO): oxidoreductase activity
Source: RefSeq, a predicted model, not a curated record